UUUAUUUAUUUCUCUCUGUUCUUUGGGCUCCCUGUGGUUACCUACUGCAUUUCCUCCACAGCAAGCCCAAAUAUGAAGACUGCAUUUCUGUAAUUAUAUCCUACGGUUUAGCUUUACUCUUCCCUUCAAUCGUCCCUUUCCUGCUUGCAGCGAGGUAACCCACUCUUGUAAAAAAGUGUAUUUAUCUCUUCCGUUUUUCGUCACAAGUUUCCGCAAUUUUCCCGUAUUAUGUGAUUCGUAGCUGUCCCGAAGGCAGACGGCUUUAUUACAGCGACGAUAAGAUAAUUUGGAUAAUUUUCAUCUUGGAUCAUGGCAACAAACAACGAAGUUCCUCUUGUUCUUCAAUACCCCACUUUCCCUGUGGAAAUUGUCCCCAUGAAAGAGGUAAUGGAAACCUUCAAGGAAAGCUUUGAACUCAUAACCGAAAGCGAUCUGAACGAUUCAAGCCGGCCUCAAGUCAAGGGCAUACUACAUCCUGCAAGCUUUGGACUGAUCACAGAAGAAUUGAUGGCAUCUUUGCCUAACUUGAAAGUGAUUUCCAAUAUUGGAGCAGGAAUUGACAACAUCGACCUCGAGGCUGCCAAACGACGGGGGAUUUUAGUGGGCAAUACACCUGGUAUUUCUGACUGUCUUGCUGACUUUGCAUGGGCUCUGCUGAUGGCUGCAGCCAGGAAUGUCAUUCAAGCUGAUGCCAUGAUGAGAAAGCCAGGAUUCAAAAUACCGUCAAUAAUCAACUGGCAUGGGACGAGAGUGAGUGGAGCGACUUUGGGGAUCAUUGGUCUUGGAAAUAUUGGACUAGCAGUUGCAAAGCGAGCCAAGGGCUUUGAUAUGAGAAUCUUGUACUAUAACCGAACAAGGAAAAUGAAGGCUGAGUCUGAAUUAGGUGUGCAUUACUGCAGUGGCCUAAAAGAUCUUCUGAAGGAGUCAGAUUAUGUCAUGCUUAGCUGUGCCCUCACACCAGAAACCAAGCAUAUAAUCAAAUCUGCAGAGCUUUCACAGAUGAAGCCAUCAGCAACACUCAUCAACGUUGCUAGGGGCGGACUUGUCAAUCAUGAUGACUUGACAACAGCUCUGCAGAAUGGAGUUAUUCGUGGUGCUGCACUUGACGCAACAGACCCUGAGCCUCUCCCCCAUGACCACCCUCUACUUGCGUUAUCUAACGCGAUUGUCACUCCACAUAUAGCCAGUGCAACUCUCCAUGCACGGAGGGCUUAUGUUAAGAAUGCAUUAUUGAAUGUUAAUGCAGGGCUCAGGGGUGAUCCACUGCCCUUCCCAUGCUAAAUGCUGCUCACAAAGCAAACAAAUUUAUUUGAAGUUUUGUUUUUAAUAUUUACACUAGAGAUGUACUAAUCUAAAAAUACUUGUUUUGUAUUUUUUUUUUAAAGUGUGCAGCGUGUGUAUAAGCAUUAAAUGCAGUUUAUCUGAUAAUACAAAUAGCCAAUACUUUAGCGCCAGUACCGGUCAGCGGUACUUAGUUAUGUUACGGCCACCAAAUCCGGCCUUCUCUCCGCCAUCUUGUUUUUGCUGUGUUACGAUACUGGCUUUGGUUCUCUGUUGAUUAAAGCGUUUCCAAGUUG
Molecule: messenger RNA, 1577 nt
Organism: Nematostella vectensis (starlet sea anemone)
Lineage: Eukaryota; Metazoa; Cnidaria; Anthozoa; Actiniaria; Edwardsiidae
Product: probable 2-ketogluconate reductase
Exons: 3
Coding region: 310-1281 (323 amino acids)
Cellular component (GO): cytosol
Molecular function (GO): hydroxypyruvate reductase [NAD(P)H] activity; glyoxylate reductase (NADPH) activity; NAD binding
Source: RefSeq, a predicted model, not a curated record